This is a messenger RNA of Sander lucioperca (pikeperch), 2097 nucleotides long. RefSeq lists its product as uncharacterized. The coding region runs from base 299 to 652 and encodes 117 amino acids. The record is from RefSeq and is a predicted model, not a curated record. The transcript has 6 exons. NCBI's taxonomy places the organism in Eukaryota, Metazoa, Chordata, Actinopteri, Perciformes, Percidae.
CACUUUCAUUACUGGGACCAAAAUAAGACAGCAGCUCAGGUCCAGCAGUGAUUGGUGAGUUGGUGGGGCACUCCUCAGCAAGAUGGCUGCAUUGCUGCGCGCAAUAGUGGCAUCCUGGUGAAAUGACGCAAGCCACAGUUUACGUUCAGUCCUCGAGGCUCUGAGCUCUCCGGUCUUCAUAGCGCAGAUCCCGCCCGACUCACAGCCGGAAGACCGACCGGCUAUCCUCCAGUGGAUCGAGCGGAACCGGUUCAUCUGAGUGAGAGUGCGAUGAGGAGAGGUUUCAGAGUGUGAGGCCAUGGGCUGCACCUCGGCCAAGCAGGUGUCGGCCGUGCCCAACGAUGAAGAGGGACGCGGCAAGGCCUACAGCAACGGAGACCUCUUCACCGACGAAUACAAGAUGAAGGGAGUGGAGGAGGUGAAGUACAUGAGAGGGGAUGAAAACCGGGUGAAUGCACGCAACCAGGAGAACCUGGAGAAGAGUAAUGUGCAGUACAGGGGCAAACAGCAGAAAGAGGUCUCUUCGGCAAACAUCAAGUCUAAUAUUCACACGUCAGAGAGCCAGCAGGAAUUUUUCAGGAUGCUGGAUGAGAAGAUUGAGAAGGGGCGAGACUACUGUUCGGAGGAGGAGAUGGGGGAAGACGGGACAUAGCACAGAGGCCCCCAAGAUUCCCCCCCACAGAGAGCCUCACUGUGUGUGUGUGUGUGUGUGUGUGUGUGUGUUGAAUCAGUGUUUAACCAAUGGGGCGUUGAUGUGAAGGGACGCUGUAUGUGUUUUUGAAUGUAUGGCAAAGAUAGUAUUUUAAUCAAAAGUGAAAGAGUGGGGGAUAAAUGUGAGACAGAGAGAGAGAGAAUGGGAUGAAGAAGACUUUCUUCAGCGACUAUAGCCAUCCUCUCUUAGCGCCUCAUCCCUUCAGGCCCCUGAGCGGACAGAUGGAGAUGGCGGAGCAAUGAAGGGACAGACAGAUGAAAGGAGGGAGAGAUGGAGGAGGACGUGACAAAAAGGACACAGUUGGGCCAAACAGAGUAAUUUCCUCAAGCAGGACAGCAGCAGCACCUCAUCCCUCCAUCUGUCCCUCCGUAUCUGUCCGUCUGUACCUCCGUAGUCCGAUCCUGAAUAUUUAAGGCCUGCAAAUGGACAAAGGAAGUGAGCACAAAUGUCUUUGGUGGGUGUGUGAAGGACUGAGAGACACACAAGUGAAGAAGAAAGGAAGCCCUGAGAAGAAAAUAUGUUUAAAAGCAGAGGAGUUACGUAACAACACCAGGAUCUACACAGAACUUUUUUGGUCUGCCUACCUACAGCCAGGCCAGCCUGGGCCAUGACGAACUGAGAGAAUGGGUGAGCGUGGGUGAGGGAAGAGAGAGUGUAAAAUUUGUGAUAUUUUAAUAAGAGAGAGUAGGGAGCGAGCCGGUGAUUUAGAAACUCAAAACUCCUCCUGCCUUCUGAAGUCAAGGACCUUUUUUUUAUUAUUGUGUUCCGCAGCCACUUGUUCAGUUAUUUUUUUCCCCUUUCUGAUUUUUUUUUUUUUUUUUUUUGCUUUACCCUUGGCUUCCUUCGCAGUUUUUCAUCAUCAUCAUCAUCCUCAUCAUCAUCAUCAACUCCCUUAUCAUCCUCCUCACCACAGCAGGCACACUAACGCUGUGUUAAUUCAGAGCAUCUUUGUCUCAACCUAAUCCAUCCUCCUUGAUAUAACAUAACACUGCAGAUCAUAGCUGACAUACGCACACACACACACACACACACACACCAUGGAGUCUUUUAUUGUACAUAUCGUAGCACACUCUCAUUCCAACACUCAGCAUGUACAUAUAAACCACACACACAGAUAUCCCUUUCAUUUCACCAGCAGACUAUCGUGUGCAUCAAUCAGAGGUUUUCUGUAAAGCUCUAUUUCUCCUUUGAUUCAGUUUCAGACACAUCCAUACACACUGUGGCACUGAAGCAAAAAUUUGGGCUGAGCUCAAGUAGAGGAUGCGUGGUUGCUGUGUAGACACAGACUGGAUCACAUUUUCUGUUGUCAUCUUUACCGGAUACUUCCUGUUGUAUUAUUUUGAAUACUUUUUUUCUAUUAAAAAUAAAAACGAAGAAGCGCUUAA